AACGUAGUAGACAAUGCUCAAAAAGACAUUUUUAAGUCAGUUUAGUUAACAAAAACAAAAACCUAUGUUUUAGUGUAAUUGUAGUUUUCCCCCAAUACGUUAGAAGUUUUGUCAAAAUUUCUGGAAUAAAAUAGGAAAUUUCGUAAAGUUUAUAUGAAAGUGCCCAUCAAAUUCAAGUUUGUGAAGUCAACCGAUGCAGGUUGGGUAACAACAUCCUUUCGACCAAACCAUCCAUAGGAAAACAAAUACACACAAACACAAUCACACGCACACACACCCACACAAACAGACAUACGCCGAACACACACAGAAAGACAGACAGGUAGAUAGUGGCAGAGAAGACGAAGACGACGACGACUAAGAAGAUGUCAAAAUUGAGUACCAAUCAAGGUAGCAGCCGCCAGCUAAGCACACGGAGCUCGGACAUUGAUGCCCUGGCCCAGCGCGGCUAUAAUAUUGGACACAAGAUCGGCGAGGGAUCAUAUGCGACUGUGAUUACAGCUGGCUAUGCUGACGAUGCUGGUCGUGGUGUCGUCCAUCUGGCAUGCAAGGUGAUUGACAAGGCUAAGGCGCCGACAGACUUUGUGCACAAGUUCUUUCCACGCGAACUGGAAAUUCUGACCAAGAUUGAUCAUCCCAAUAUCAUACAAAUCCAUAGCAUUCUUCAGCGAGGCCCAAAAAUAUUCAUAUUCAUGCGUUAUGCCGAAAAUGGUGAUCUCUUGUCGUACAUCAAGAAAUAUGGACCGAUCGAAGAGAAGCAAGCGAAGAUAUGGUUCCUACAAAUGGCCAAGGCCCUGAAAUAUCUCCACUCUCACGACAUUGCCCACCGUGAUCUGAAGUGUGAGAAUAUUUUGUUAUCGAAACGUCUGAACAUCAAGUUGGCUGACUUUGGAUUCGCUCGAUAUUGCCGCGACGAUGCUGGCCGUAAUAUGAUGUCCGAGACAUAUUGCGGAUCGGCUGCGUAUGCUGCUCCCGAGGUGGUCUGUGGCCAUCCCUAUGAUCCAAAGUUAGCCGAUGCCUGGUCCUUGGGUGUCAUAUUGUUCAUUAUGCUGAACGCCAAAAUGCCGUAUGAUGAUAGUAAUCUGUCCAAGCUGCUGGAAGAUCAGCGCAACAAAAAGUUUGCGUUCCGCCGUAAACUACAUGAUGUUAUCUCGCCGCAGGCCAAGGCAACGGUGGCUGUGCUCCUGGAACCCGAGUCGUCUGCACGUUGGACUCUACGUGAGAUUGUUUCUUGCGCAUGGCUUAACUCAACUGAUGAGCCGCAGCCUGCUGCUGUAGGAUCGGGACGUCUAAGCAAGCAACCAUCCACACCCUAAACUAUCCCACCCCUACGUACAUCAACGAACACCUCCGUGUGCGUUGAUUUCACAGAUUAAGUGUAAAUUGAAGUAAUCUCAGAAAUUCUUUGGUAUUUAUCAGAUAAUUGGCAGUAAAUGUGUGGCAACCGAGUAACAAAUUCUUUGGUCAACAUGACUAAAUAUGUAUUUGCACUUAUGUAUAUAUAUAUAUAUAUAUACAUAGAUUAUAUAGUGUAUUAGUAAGAUAUUGAGAAUAUAAGUAUUAUAAUGGUGCAGUCUA
Molecule: messenger RNA, 1578 nt
Organism: Drosophila willistoni
Lineage: Eukaryota; Metazoa; Arthropoda; Insecta; Diptera; Drosophilidae
Gene: Tssk
Product: testis-specific serine/threonine-protein kinase 1
Exons: 2
Coding region: 366-1316 (316 amino acids)
Biological process (GO): protein autophosphorylation; peptidyl-serine phosphorylation; autophagy
Cellular component (GO): autophagosome; cytoplasm
Molecular function (GO): protein serine/threonine kinase activity; ATP binding
Source: RefSeq, a predicted model, not a curated record